CAUUGUCACACCACUCAGCUCCCUCAGACCUACACUCAUGGGCUCACUCGUGGUCAGAUCUGGGUAUAAAACUUGUCCCAGUGAGACUGGGGGAGCUACUUUUCUAUUUUCCUCUGAGGACACCAGAUGAACUCACUUGGAGUGGAUGUAUAACAAAACCAAAGAAUACUCUCGUGACACAUUUUUCUCAGUGUGGUGGAUAACAACCAAGGUCUAGAGGUCAGGCACGGACAGGACAUGGGCUCGACACAUCACGCAAACCCCCGAGGGCAGUGGUCGAGCAAAAUCGAGUUCCUCCUGGCUGUCGCAGGACAGAUUGUGGGCCUGGGGAAUGUGUGGCGCUUUCCCUACCUCUGCUACAAAAAUGGAGGCGGAGUUUUCUUCAUCCCUUACGUACUUUUCCUCUUCACCUGUGGUAUCCCUUUGUUUCUGCUGGAGACAUCUAUUGGCCAGUACACCAAGCAGGGAUCCAUCACCUGCUGGAAGAAAAUCUGUCCACUAUUUGAAGGAUUAGGUUAUGGCAAUCAAGUGGUUGUUUUGUACUCCAGCAUCUAUUACAUCGUCAUCUUAGCCUGGGCGUUCCUGUAUCUCUUCUCCUCCUUCACUUCUGAACUUCCGUGGGCAAGCUGCAGGAACAGCUGGAACACAGAAACCUGUGUGGAGUUUGACAAACGGCUGGAUUAUUUUAACAAAACCUUUGUGGAAAAUGCAACAUCGCCCGUGAGAGAGUUUUGGGAGAGAAGAGUACUGAAUAUCACAGGGAGUAUCGGGGAGAUGGGAAAUAUUCGAUGGGAUUUGACUCUGUGUCUUCUGCUGUCCUGGAUCAUCUGUUACUUUUGUGUUUGGAAAGGAGUGAAGUCGACUGGGAAGGUCGUUUACUUUACUGCAACUUUUCCAUACGUGAUGCUCGCUGUGCUGCUUGUUCGUGGACUGACGUUGCCUGGAGCUAUAGAUGGGAUCCAGUUUUACCUUUACCCUGAUCCAUCCCGCCUUACUGAUCCACAGGUGUGGAUGGAUGCCGGCACACAAAUAUUUUAUUCCUAUGCCAUUUGCAUCGGUUGCCUAAUAGCACUGGGCAGCUACAAUAAGUACAACAAUAACUGCUACAAGGAUUGUGUAUAUUUGUGCCUUCUGAACAGUGGAACCAGUUUUGUUGCUGGUUUUGCGAUCUUCUCUGUCCUGGGUUUCAUGGCCUACGAGCAGAACAUGGACAUAUCYAAAGUGGCCGAAUCAGGACCUGGCUUGGCGUUCAUCGCUUAUCCUCGAGCAGUCGCCAUGAUGCCUUUCCCUCAGCUCUGGGCGGUCUUCUUCUUCAUUAUGAUCAUCCUCCUGGGAUUAGACAGUGAGUUUGUAGGUCUGGAAGCUUUCGUAACAGGAAUUUCUGACUUGUAUCCUGCCUUCUUCCACGUCGGUCAUCGGCGUAAACUUCUUCUUCUGUUCGUCUGUGUUCUGAGUUUCUUCAUAGGUCUUGUUAUGAUGACAGAGGGUGGGCUGUACAUCUUUCAGGUGUUUGACUACUACUGCUGCAGUGGGAUGACUUUGCUCCUCUUUGCCAUUCUGCAGUCUGUGUGUAUUGGAUGGGUGUAUGGAGCUGAACGGUUUUAUAACAACAUAGAGGACAUGAUUGGAUACAGGCCGAUAUCUGCUAUUAAGUACUGUUUAAAAUAUGUAACUCCAGUGAUUUGCAUGGGAACAUUUAUUUUCUCCUUGGUGAAGUAUUCUCCUCUGAAGUUCAACAACACCGUUGAGUAUCCAUGGUGGGGUUACGCUCUUGGCUGGGUCCUCACCCUCUCCUCAACCCUCAUGGUUCCCCUCCGGAUGCUGUACAAUCUGUGCACCACUCCUGGAACGCUGCAGCAGAGACUCUCAAUCUUGUGCACUCCAUCCGAAGACCUCCCUCUGACCAAACCAGAAAAGAAAGCUCUUGAACUUGUAGGGGGAAAUUGUUAAUUAUUGAAAAGUAGCUAAAUCCUAAGUUUCUCGUAACUCAUUAGCAAGAAAGCGGGGCACCACCUGUAAAUAACAGGAAAUUAAUCUCGUAAUUUUACUCAAUCUCACGUACUGAAGAGCAGAAUUCUUUUCAGUUUAGACKGCAAACCGAAUAAAGAAAUGCACACACGAGCAUGGAAAUUUCACAAUAUACCCUGUAUAAGUGAUUCAGAGGUAACAAUACAGACGGAUUAUUUGGGGCAAACAGAAACACCAUUAUUAUCACGACCUUGUUGUUUAAUAAUAACGUGACAUCAUCACCCUAUAAUCACCUCUAGCAUUAUUCAAACUGAACCACUUCUAACUAUUUCUACACUAGCAAAAUAAAUGAAAGCUUAAAGCACAACUAAGUAAUUGUUAUAAAGGUGAACUAUAAAGGGACCAAGUUAUGUGGGAAGAACACGACUUGCGUUAAUUGUCAAUUGAUUUUUAUUCAUAGUAGAGAGCACACACACGCAAGCUGCCAUGGAGUUCAGCGUGSCUUACCGGAGCAGUCUUCAGACCUCUUGGGUACCUUGUAACGGUUUUAGGUCAACAGCCUUGUCUUACCUCCGGUUGACUGUUCACCCUGGACUGGCAGACAAAGUCCCGUUUAGAUAAUCUGGUGCUCCCAUAGGGUGGCAAACCUUUCAGCUCACGCGACAGUCGACACACUUCACAGCUCGGCUGGGUCCUGACUU
This is a messenger RNA of Austrofundulus limnaeus, 2669 nucleotides long. Its product is annotated as sodium- and chloride-dependent GABA transporter 2. The coding region runs from base 238 to 1950 and encodes 570 amino acids. The transcript is spliced from 15 exons. NCBI's taxonomy places the organism in Eukaryota, Metazoa, Chordata, Actinopteri, Cyprinodontiformes, Rivulidae. Gene Ontology annotation, biological process: nitrogen compound transport; amino acid transport; sodium ion transmembrane transport. Gene Ontology annotation, molecular function: gamma-aminobutyric acid:sodium:chloride symporter activity. The record is from RefSeq and is a predicted model, not a curated record. Gene Ontology annotation, cellular component: cell projection; plasma membrane.